Messenger RNA from Paramormyrops kingsleyae, 4408 nucleotides. The record is from RefSeq and is a predicted model, not a curated record. Lineage: Eukaryota; Metazoa; Chordata; Actinopteri; Osteoglossiformes; Mormyridae.
ACGAAACAUUCACGCGCCACGAGCUCCGGCAGCCCUCACGCUGCUGGUGCGCUGCUCGGCUAAGCGGCUGGCCGAACCUAACACGCUUUUGGCGGGUGUCCGGCUUUCGGCUCUGCGUCGCGUUACAACUUUUCCUUCUUUCAGGUUUUUCCCCCCCAACAAGAGCCGACAUUAUGGCCGAACCGAUAGCGGCGAUGUGCGACGAGCUAAUUAAAGCCGUAAACGUGAUGAUGGACGCGGCGUCUAGCCAACGAUACCGCCUGGAGGCCCUUAAGUUUUGUGAGGAGUUCAAAGAGAAGUGCCCCUUCUGUGUCCCCUGCGGUCUGCAACUCGCAGAAAAGUCGCAACCAGCAGUAGUGAGACACUUCGGCCUUCAGAUUAUAGAGCAUGUCAUCAAAUUUCGCUGGAACGACAUGCCGCAGAAUGAGAAGGUUCAGCUGAAAAACUGUGCCAUGGAAUUGUUAUCAAAUGGCACACAUUCCAUCUUGGAAGAGGAGAGCCACAUUAAGGACGCUCUGUCCCGCAUCGUUGUGGAGAUGAUCAAACGCGAGUGGCCCCAGCACUGGCCAGACAUGCUGAAGGAACUAGAGGCCCUUACCAAUUUGGGGGAGGCCCAGACAGAGCUGGUGAUGCUGAUCUUGCUCCGGUUGGCCGAGGACGUGAUCACCUUCCAGACGCUGCCCAGCCAACGUCGCAAAGACAUCCAGCAGACGCUCACUCAGAAUAUGGACAGUAUCUUUGCCUUCCUGCUCGCCAUCCUGCAGCAGAACGUGGACGAGUACCGCCGCCUGAAACGAAAUCUCAGUCAGGAAUUGAAGGCCAGGGCGCAUUGCCGGGUCGGCGUGGCGACGCUGAACACCCUGGCGGGCUACAUCGACUGGGUGGCGUUGAUGCACAUCACACAGGACCAGUGUCGUCUGAUGGAGAUCUUGUGUCUGCUGCUGAGCGAGACAGAGCUGCAGCUGGAGGCGGCCGAAUGCCUGCUGAUUGCCGUCAGCCGCAAGGGUAAGCUAGAAGACAGGAAGCCCCUCAUGGUGCUGUUUGACGACGUGGCCAUGCACUACAUCCUGUCAGCCGCUCAAUCUGCAGAUGGAGCAGCGAUGGGCAACAAACUCUCACAGUCAACAGAGGGAGGCGUGCUGGUCGAGAGACACUACACCUUCCUGAAGAGGUUGUGCCAGGUGCUGUGUGCGCUGGCAUCUCAACUCUGUGCCCUGGUGGGCUCUGAUAUCGACGUAGAAGUUCCUGGUAACCUUAACAAGUUUGUGGAAGCGUUUCUCGCCUUCACCACUCACGCGAGCCAGUUCUUAAGGUCAUCCACCCAGCUUACGUGGGGCAUGUUGUUCAGACACGAGCUUCUCUCCAAGCAUCCUGUUAUUGUGGAGGUGACCAGCAAAUACAUGAGAGCCACCAUGACCAACUUCGUGAAGACCGGCUUCCCCUCCAGAAAUGACAGUCUCAGUUGUCAGUAUUCCCGCGUGGACUUUGACAGCGACGAGGAUUUCAACGCCUUCUUCAACUCUUUCCGGGCUCAGCAGGGCGAGGUCGUCCGCAUAGCCUGCAGGAUCAUCCCCCUAGAGGCCUUCCAGAUCGCGGGCGAGUGGCUGCAGUACCAGAUCAAGACGCCCAUCGAAGUCGGCCCAAAUAUCUCAAAGACGGCCGAGGGCCUCUGCUCCAUCCUGUCCCCGUCCGUGGUGCAGUGGGACGCCAUGACCUUCUUCAUGGAGAGCAUCGUGGGACAGCUCUUCAAGAAUGUGGAGACUGAGAAACUCCCCGUAGACCAGGGGUUUGAGCUCUUGCAGGCAGUUCUGAACUACGAGACCCGGGACCCUCUGAUCCUGUCCUGUGUACUGACCAACGUGUCGUCCCUCUUCCCCUUCGCCACAUACAAGCCACACCUAGUUCCCCAGGUGCUGGCCAAGCUCUUCACCUCCAUCACGUUUGAAGUGGUUGAAGAAAGCAAGGCGCCGAGGACCCGCGCCGUGAAGAACGUGCGGAGACACGCCUGCUCCUCCAUCAUCAAGAUGUGCCGAGACUACCCACAAUUCAUCCUGCCGUGCUUCGACAUGCUCUACACCCACGUCAAGAAGCUCUUCUCCAACGAGCUGCUGCUCACCCAGAUGGAGAAAUGUGCACUGAUGGAGGCACUGGUGCUCAUCAGCAACCAGUUCAAGGACUACGCUAAGCAGAAGGCCUUCCUGGAGGAGCUCAUGGCCCCUGUAGUCCUCCGCUGGCAGUCGGAGGAGAUGCACCAAAUAUUGAUGGACCCUAUGUCGUUCCUGUCCUUUGUGGGAGCCGAUCAGGUUUUGAAAGACCCCAACGUUGAAGACCAGACGGGAAUCAACAGGUCCAGGAUCAGCUUUUGUGUAUACACCAUUUUGGGUGUGGUGAAGCGUGCCCGCUGGCCCGCCGAUGUGGAGGAGGCCAAGGCCGGCGGAUUUGUGGCCGGGUACACCCCGGGCGGCGGCCCCAUCUACCGCAACCCCUGCACGCCGCAAGUGCAGGCGCUGCUGCCCAACCUGCUGGCGAUUAUCAGGACCCACAACAGCCUGUUCCUGUCAGAGAACGUGGCCCGGCUGAGCGAGACCUUUGCCAGGUCAUACGACGUCAUGGAUGUAGAGAAGAAUGUGGUGCUGGGGCUUCCACAGCCAGUGCUGGAUAACUAUGACUCCCCUGUGUAUAAGACGUCUCUGGAGCGCAUGCAGGGUUUUUUCUGCACGCUCUACGAUAACUGCUUCCAUAUUCUGGGCAAUGCUGGCCCUUCCCUGCAUCAGGACUUCUACUCCAUCGAGGGUCUGGCGCAGCAGCUCACUAGCGCCGCCCUAGUGCACCUGGACCACGUGCCCGAUCAUCGCUUGCGGUCCAUGCUCCGGGUCUUCGUGAAGCAGUUGGUGAUCUCUUGCCCCCAGGAGUAUUAUGACAGCCUGCUCUGCCCCCUGCUGGCUCCCCUAUUUGCCUACCUGCUGCAGAGGUUGAAUCAGAGCUGGCAGGUGAUUAACCAGAGGAGCAGUCUGUGUGACUCUGAAGAAGAGGAGGCGUGCCAUGUGGAGAAUCAGGUGACGCAGGAGAUGCUGGAGGAGCAGCUUGUCCGCCUGGUCACCCGGGAGGUUCUCGACUUGCUCACUGUGGCCUGCAUAUUAAAGAAGGUUCCAGAAGCUUCCAGCACUAAGGAGGAAGCAGACGAAGAGGAGAUGAUGGUGGAGUCCUCUCAGGCUACCGCGGCACCGCCAAGCUACGCCACGGACGAGCUGACGGAGCUCGGGAAGUGCCUGAUAAGGCAUGAGGACAUCUACAUGACCCUGCUCACCAUCUCCUUCAACUGCCUCUCCUGGAGGGACACGGGCAACUGCCACCGCACAGCCUCCCUGGUGUGCUGGACACUGCUGAGGCAGGUGGUCGGGGCCAGCCUGCUCCCCGAGGCCGUGACGUGGUUCUACGCUAGUGUGCUGAAGGGUCUACAGAUGCACGGGCAGCACGAGGGGUGUGGUGCCGCGCUCACCCAGCUGGCCUUCCUCAUCUACGAGGCCCUGAGAUCGCGUUACCCCGAGUUGAAGACGGUCAUGACUCGCAUCCCCAACAUUCAACUGGAAGCACUGGACCAGUUUGACCAGAAACUCCAGGCGGGACCGCCACAGAAAGCAGGAGAGAGGAAGAGGAAGGAGCAAUUCAAGAAGCUCAUCGCUGGAACCGUCGGCAAACCCCUCGGGGAGCAGUUCAGGAAAGAGGUCCACAUCAGGAACCUGCCCUCACUCUAUAAGAAGGUGAAGCCGGAGGUGACCAGGGAUCUUCUGGACAGCGAGAGCAACACACUGACAUUGCUCUUCUCCACCGAGCAGAAUGAUGUUUAGGGAAGAGCAACGAGACACAGAUGGGGGGAGAGGCGGCCAAGCAUGGCGUGAAGUACCAGGUUCAUGGCAAAGGCUGUAUCGGAGGUCAGGAUUUGUUUUUUUUUUUUUUUUUUGUGACAGUAGGAUACAGUGACCCGCUGCUGUUUGAGAGCCGCUCGGCCACCAGGCAAAAAAACAAUCUGAGCUGUUACAGAUUUCAAUGGAUGGCCUGGACAGAAUGAAUGGGGAGGAAGGUGACUGAUCAGGAGGUGGGGAGAGAGCGGGAACGGUGUGAGAUAAGCUACACGCACUGACUAGGCCUGCAGGCGGUCAGCUGACGUUUUGUUUUGUGGGGCCUGGAUCUUUUCUUAAGCAGCUCUAUGACUGAGGCUGAAAGCGGUGGCUGUACAUUCCAUAUGUCUGUUUAUUCACCAUUUCUCCUUGCCUUUUGUUUUUGCCUUUUUAUAAAUGGUUAUUAUCAACACUAAACAAAAAGAAACUGUACACAAAACGAGCUUUGCAAUGUACGUGCUGUUUAUAUUUUGAAAUUUUAAUAAAUGUAGUUGUUAAGCUCUUGUUAA